AUCGCCAUCGAGGCCCUCCACUGGGUCGCUGGUUCUCAUCCCGCGGGCGCCGCCUCUGCCGCCGGGCCGCCGGGAACAUGGCGUCUGCCCUGGAGCAGUUCGUCAACAGCGUCCGCCAGCUCUCGGCCCAAGGGCAGAUGACUCAGCUUUGUGAACUGAUCAACAAGAGUGGGGAGCUCCUUGCGAAGAACUUAUCCCAUCUGGACACCGUGCUCGGGGCUCUGGACGUGCAGGAGCACUCCUUGGGAGUCCUUGCUGUUCUGUUUGUGAAGUUUUCUAUGCCCAGCGUUCCUGACUUCGAGACACUGUUCUCACAGGUUCAGCUCUUCAUCAGCACUUGUAACGGGGAGCACAUUCGCUAUGCGACGGACACCUUUGCUGGGCUUUGCCAUCAGCUAACAAAUGCACUUGUGGAAAGAAAACAGCCCCUGCGCGGAAUCGGCGUCCUUAAGCAGGCCAUUGACAAGAUGCAGAUGAACACAAACCAGUUGACCUCCGUCCAUGCUGACCUUUGCCAGCUGUGUUUGCUGGCAAAGUGCUUUAAGCCCGCCCUCCCGUACCUGGACGUGGACAUGGUGGACAUCUGCAAAGAGAAUGGGGCCUACGAGGCCAGGCACUUCCUGUGCUACUAUUACUAUGGCGGGAUGGUCUACACCGGGCUGAAGAACUUCGAGCGAGCACUCUACUUCUACGAGCAGGCCAUCGCCACUCCUGCUAUGGCUGUCAGUCACAUCAUGCUGGAGGCAUAUAAAAAGUAUAUUCUCGUUUCUUUGAUACUGCUUGGCAAAGUGCAACAGCUGCCGAAAUAUACGUCUCAAAUUGUGGGUAGAUUCAUUAAGCCUCUUAGCAACGCGUACCACGAGUUAGCGCAAGUUUAUUCCACCAACAACCCCUCGGAGCUCCGCAACCUGGUAACCAAGCACAGCGAGACCUUCGCUCGCGACAACAACAUGGGGCUGGUGAAGCAGUGCCUGUCCUCGCUGUACAAGAAGAACAUCCAGAGGCUCACCAAGACCUUUUUAACGCUGUCAUUACAAGACAUGGCAAGUCGUGUGCAGUUAUCUGGACCUCAGGAGGCAGAAAAGUACGUCUUGCACAUGAUAGAAGAUGGUGAAAUUUUUGCAAGUAUUAAUCAGAAGGAUGGGAUGGUCAGUUUCCAUGAUAACCCUGAAAAAUAUAAUAACCCUGCCAUGCUUCAUAACAUUGAUCAGGAGAUGCUGAGGUGCAUAGAGCUGGACGAACGGCUGAGGGCCAUGGACCAGGAGAUCACAGUGAACCCUCAGUUCGUGCAGAAGAGCAUGGGGUCGCAGGAAGACGACUCGGGAAACAAGCCAUCAAGUUACUCCUGAAGCCAGGACUCUUCCUGAGUUUCAGAGAAGCCUUCGCCGUGGCCGGGGCAGGUGUCGGGAGGGCGGCAGGGAGGACCAGGCCCCGUCUCACCUAGACGUUAAGACACUGUUUUGUUUUGACGUCUUCGGUCCUGUGUACUUUCAGAAAACCAUCCUCUCUGCAAAGAAAGGAAAACGUUUUCAAACUUUAAAGCCUGUUGUGGAUUUAUUUAUCCUCAGAUUAAUGUGGUUAUUGCAUUAAAUCUACCUUUUUGUUUUAAAUUA
This is a messenger RNA of Mesoplodon densirostris (Blainville's beaked whale), 1613 nucleotides long. RefSeq names its product COP9 signalosome subunit 3 (gene COPS3). The coding region runs from base 78 to 1349 and encodes 423 amino acids. Gene Ontology annotation, biological process: ubiquitin-dependent protein catabolic process. Gene Ontology annotation, cellular component: COP9 signalosome. The transcript has 12 exons. Lineage: Eukaryota; Metazoa; Chordata; Mammalia; Artiodactyla; Ziphiidae. The record is from RefSeq and is a predicted model, not a curated record.